CCGUGUUUUGUAGCGUGAGCUUUUUUGUGGCACAAUAUUUAGUUAUAGCGCUAAUUUUGCCACAAAACAGUGAUAUUAGUGUGUGAAUUACCUAACGUGCAGCUAAAUUUAGUGUGGAAAGUUCUUUUUAUAAGUUUUCAUCUGCGGUUUAUAUUGAAAAAUUGGAUAAUAGGGACCAGUGAGCAAAUCUGUUAGAUAGUCUGCGAGGUAUCUCGUAUUUAAGUCUAAUCGCGGAAAAAAUACGACUGAUUCUCUAUAAUGCGGCACAAUGUGCGAGUGUGUUAUGAAUUAUUGUGAUACAAAAUAGUGAGAAAUGGGUGACAGGUUGAAACAUCCAUUCAAAGUGAAAUCAAAAGCACCUGUGCUUUUUGGAUAAUGGAUUUAAUUUCGGAUUUGUCGCCUCUGAGCCCGGGACUGAUAGACGAGUUGGAGGCUUUCAUGGCCCCCGUCGGCGAGGGAUGCUACCCGCCGCAGCCUAUCGACGCGCGUCGAAUCGGGGGCCACCAGCUUCCAGAAAGUCCGCCAGACUCCGGUUCAGAGAACCCGUACAGCCCAGAGACUCAAGUAUCCCACACAAUUGCCGUAUCCCAAACAGUUCUUGGCGCUGACUACAUGCUGGUUCCAGACCACAUGACACAACAUGAAAUCCUGCAACAAAAUGGCGACUAUAUAUACGAGGAGUUGAAAACAGAUAAUAUAGACCAUGAGGUUUUAAGGUCAAAUUUGAAUGAUGUGGUUGUACUGCCCCAAGAUGCGAAUAUAGUUGAUUUAGGCUUAAGGUCAGUUCGUCAUGAUUUGGGUCUAACAGAUCCCAUUGCGUACCAGAAUCGGUAUAAUCAAAUGAGGGUGGAUUUGCCCGACUUAGAACAAGGUUUGAUAAAUCCUCAGUUAGUUGCGUUAAGCCACGAAACUCUGACGCCAGUGUAUACCAACCUUCAAGAGCCCAGUGGGAAGAAGAGAAAACAUUCUCAGGAUAUCAAUUCACAAGUAAAAUGUGAACCAGCUGCGUUAUCGCCGGAGACGGUGGUACGGCCGCCGCCGUCAGUGGAUGGUUCUGAAGCAGGCGAUGAUGCUCCACUACAGUGCAUACGGUUUGCGCACUUCCAGCAAAACGUGUGGCAUUCCCUCUACGAUUGCAACUUGAAGCCCUUAUCCACCCCAUCGUACAUAGUCGGAGCGGAUAAAGGCUUCAACUUCUCCCAAAUUGACGAGGCUUUCGUCUGCCAAAAGAAAAACCACUUCCAAGUGACAUGCCAGAUACAGAUACAAGGCGACCCACAUUACGUGAAGACUACCGAAGGAUUCAAGAAAAUCAACAACUUUUGCCUUCAUUUCUAUGGCGUCAAGGCGGAAGACCCAAGUCAAGAAGUAAGAAUUGAACAAAGUCAAUCGGAUAGAACAAAGAAGCCAUUCCAUCCAGUCCCCGUGGAUCUCCGUCGCGAAGGUACAAAGGUCACAAUAGGCAGACUUCACUUCGCGGAAACCACAAACAAUAACAUGCGGAAGAAGGGCAGACCCAACCCCGACCAGAGGCACUUCCAGCUAGUCGUAGCCCUUCGAGCACAUGCUGCUCACGCCGACUUCAUAGUGGCGGCACAGGCCAGUGACAGAAUUAUCGUGAGGGCUUCUAACCCCGGUCAGUUCGAGGCAGACUGCACAGAGAACUGGUGGCAGCGCGGUGUAUCUGACAACAGCGUACACUACAAUGGAAGAGUGGGCAUCAACACAGAUAGACCAGACGAAUCAUGUGUUAUCAAUGGUAAUUUGAAAGUAAUGGGUCAUAUAGUUCAUCCAUCAGAUGCAAGAGCAAAGCAUAAUAUCGAGGAACUGGACACAGCUCAACAGUUGAAGAAUGUGCAGAGCAUCAGGGUUGUCAAAUUCAACUAUGACCCAUCUUUCGCGGAACAUUCUGGCCUAUUAGGCUUUGAUCCUCGUUCCCCCGCGCCACUCACUGAUACAGGAGUGGUUGCACAGGAGGUCCGGAAGGUUCUACCUGAUGCGGUGAAGGAAGCCGGUGACGUGACACUACCUAAUGGAGACACUAUACCCAAAUUCUUGGUAGUCAAUAAGGAUCGUAUCUUUAUGGAAAAUCUGGGAGCAGUCAAAGAACUAUGUAAAGUGACUGGUAAUCUGGAGUCAAGGAUCGAUCAGCUGGAAAGGAUCAAUAAGAAGCUCUGCAAAAUCAGUGUUUUACAAAGACGGGACAGUUCUAGGUCGAGUGUUAGCAAUGAUUCCCGUUUCUCUGGCAUAUCGGCCUCAUCAAAAUCCUUCUACAGCGACGGGAACAUUUCCAUCGACCAGAUCCGGGACAUCGCCCGCAGCAUCCGGCGCCACGAGUGCUGCCACAAACUAAGUCACAACUCCCCAAAAUUUACCCGAAAGCAAUGCAAAAACUGUCACAACAACUUCGCGAAAUACGGAAAAUACUACAAUUACAAUAAAACAUGUGUCAGAUAUCAUUCUAGUAAAGAGAAAUCAGAAAAUGAAAACACAUAUCCAACUUAUGUUAGUACUUUAGAUUCGAACACUCAAAAGUUGCCGGACGACAAUUUCAGUGUUACAAAAAAGAAGGACUCUUGUUUAUGGUUGAGGGAUGAGGAUAAUUUUGCGAAUAGCAACACUAAACUGCCGUUUUGCUGUGGGAGAAAAUAUAAAUAUGGGGAUGCAAACAGUGAACUGAUAUCGAAUAAAUUUCUACAGAUUAUCAUAACUAUAUUAAUCUUUAUAAUGGCUAUUUGUCUAGUGGUGAUGUCAGCCCUGUACUUCAGAGAGCAUCAAGAGUUAUUGUCAAUGAAAGAAAUACGUAUGAAUGAGAAGUUCUCGAACUACCAAUAUCACGGGAAAAUCAACUUAAACACCGCGUCGACGCAUAGAGCCACGCCUCCUGACCAAAACCAAAUACAGAAUUUAAAACCAGCGCAACACACGGCAUCUAAAAAAACUGCAAAAGAGAAAGGACCGUACAAAACAAGUCCAGAGUUCACAACAUCCAGCCCGCAAACGCAUUCUAUGGCAACAACACUGCACGCGUCCAAAAACUACGUCAAGAAUGUACUCAUUAAAGAGCACACAUCGGAACCACCACUCGUGGAGUUGGACACACCGGUGUUAGUCUCUCGCAUCGCUGAAGUAAUCGGGAGUGGUUGUUCAUUCACUCUCAAUACAGACAACGAACUAGAUGCUGAAUGCCAGUCAUCGUGUGGUAUAGACCCGCCGCAGACAUAUGAAAAUCAGGAACCGCUAGAAAGGUCAAAAUCAGACAAAGAACUAAAUGAGACCUUCCCCCGACCCCUCGAACCCAUCAAUAGAGAAAAAAUACCUUUAACUCCAGCCAUACCAAAAAAAAACACGUCUAAAAUACAAAAAACAGACAAUGAGUCGAUGAAGAACCAAAUCCAUGAUGAAAUGAUGGCGGAAUCUAAUUUUUUGGAUGCUAAUAAAGUUAAUGUGUCAGAAACAGGAGUUAGGGUUAAGAGAGAAGCGAAGGAGAAGAUUAUAUUGAGAAGAAUAGUGAGAGAAAGUAACGAAGCCAUUUUAAGAAGCAGUUCUGAAGACAUGAACAUUGAACAAUCUGAAGAAAUAAGUCCCCCUGAAUGCGACACAAUAUCCGUGGGCGUAGCGAGCAAGCCGGUAUCUAACGACACAGUGUUUAGCGAGCGGAUCUGCGCACGCGCACUUCACAACUACACUUACAGUGUACCGCUCUCCCACUGCCUACAUCAUAAGCAUAUAGAUAUAACGUUCAGGUCAUCGAAAUUAAAAGAUAUUCGCCUCUGUGAUCUCCACUGCAAAUAUGAUACGCAAAAGGAUUGCCAGCUUAACCGUGAAAUAGCUAAGCCGAUACCCACUGGAGAUUUCUGGACUUCGAAAAUGACCUUGGAAUGCAAUAUGGACAGACAAAUGAAAAUUCGUGCUGGAUUUAUGCCUUUAAAGGACCUGUGUUACCUGAUACCCGAACCUAAGAUGCCAUUUGUAGAAUUCAACAUUCACGUGUUUAGAGAUUGUCGUAAUUAAUUAAGAAUAAGAAAGAAAAAUGUUUUAAUGUCUUCUAAAAAUAUAAGAUUUUGAAAAAUCUACCAUUUGGUGGAAAAAUUUAACUAAGUAAUAAAAAAAAAACAAUAUUUCUACGAAUUCGGUUCGGAUGUUCUCAUUAAUAGUAUCGAAAAAACAAUGCAGUAUUCGCUAUUUUAUGUUUUAUUUUUUUACAUAAUAUUAUUUUAUUUUUAUACUUGCAUAAAUUAUUUAUAAUGCAGUUUAUACAAUCCUGAGUUUUAAGUUUGCAUGAAUGAAAUGGGUGGUUCUUCUAUAACUUAAAUCUAUUUUUUAAUCUAAAUUUUUAUUACAAAAGAUUCCCGGGAAACUUGAAUUCUAAGCUAAGGGUAAGGGUAUCACGACCCCUUAGAUGAAAUUUUAGGUAAAAAAAAAUUAAUACGCUCCAACUCGCAAACUCAUAUUUCUAUAAACUGUAAAUAGGUGCAAACAUUCCGAAAAGUGCAAUUAUUAAUAAUCUAUCCGUCCUUGAACGUAUAUGUAUUAAAAUCAUUCCUAAUAAUAUAGCAAUAAUAUAAUAGCUUUAAUGAAUUAUUUAAUGUAGGACAUAGGUAUACCCACGACCCAAAUAACUAGAUCCAGGCUCAAUAAGCAAAUUAGUCGAUAGAUUCGAACGUCUGUUGGAAAAGGAAUUGAGUCAUGAAAUAUUUGCGAUUUGAUUUCAUGUUUGUUGUAGCUGUAAUAUACACAAGCGAUUUUUAAAUAAAUUAUAAUUUACUUUUAAGUAUCUGAUAGUUUCUAUUAAUGGUGCUAAUUUCCUUGAACACAAAUAAAUUACACUAAAUUGACAGUUCUAAAAGUAAUCACUAUUUCGCAAUUCCUUUUUAGGGCUAGUUGAACAAUAUCGAUAGGUACGUUUAUCUAAAUAUUUUGUACCUUUAUAUAUGUUAAUAUGUCGUUAUAAAAUAUUAACAAA
Pararge aegeria (speckled wood butterfly) is the source of this 4966-nucleotide messenger RNA. RefSeq lists its product as uncharacterized. The record is from RefSeq and is a predicted model, not a curated record. NCBI's taxonomy places the organism in Eukaryota, Metazoa, Arthropoda, Insecta, Lepidoptera, Nymphalidae. Bases 376 to 4014 code for a protein of 1212 amino acids. Gene Ontology annotation, molecular function: sequence-specific DNA binding; DNA-binding transcription factor activity. Gene Ontology annotation, biological process: positive regulation of DNA-templated transcription; protein autoprocessing. Gene Ontology annotation, cellular component: endoplasmic reticulum membrane; nucleus. The transcript is spliced from 20 exons.